AUGGACAUGUACAAAGACACGUUCGAUUUUCCCCCACAAGGUGCAAUUCGCCUACGCAUUAUCAUCGUCGGGGCUGGGAUCGCCGGUUUAAGCGCAGCGCUGGGUUUGCACAGAGCAGGACACAAUGUUACAAUCCUUGAGCGAGUUCACGAAAUUGCCGAAGUCGGUGCGGGGAUCCAAAUAGCGCCCAAUGCAGCGCGAAUUCUUGGUCGAUUCGGUGUCUUGUCGGAAGUUGUUAAAAAGGCAAAUGUUCUGGAGAAGAAUUCGCUACGGCGGUAUAAGAAUGAUGAGGAGCUUGGUACUGCACCAUUGAUGCCAAAGGUCGGACAAGAGUAUAGCGCCCCAUUGUGCGUUAUCCACCGAGGCGACCUGCAAUCAAUCCUUCUACGCGCCGUUCAGAACGAAAACAUUGAUCUCAAACUGAACUCGCGCGUCAUCUCCCCUGAUUCCGAGUUCAGCGGCAAAGUCCAUCUCCAGACCGGAGAAGAGAUGGCUGCAGACGUGGUUAUCGCCGCUGACGGGAUUAAAUCCGACAUACGACAAUCGAUUGCCAAAUUCCAUGGCCAUAUCGAUCAUGCCCAGCCAACCGGUGAUGCAGCAUACCGAAUCAUGAUACCGAGAAAGGAACUCGAGAACGAUCCUGACGCAUUAAAAUUGCUAGAAUCUAACGUUGGGAUGCGGUGGAUGGGCCCUGGCGGGCACAUUAUGGCGUAUCCGAUUAAGAACAACGGGCUGUAUAAUAUGGUCCUUUUGCACCCGAAGCCUUCAGGGAAGUCAGACGAGGAGAGCUGGACCCAGCAAGGGUCAAAAAAGGAGAUGCAACAAUUCUACGAGCAGUGGAGUCCGCUUGUCCGCAAGUUGCUGUCUUAUGUGCCUGAGGGCGAGGUGAAGGAGUGGACGUUAAAUUCUCAUGCGUUCUUGCCGUCAUGGGUUGAGAAUAGGACCGUUCUUAUGGGUGACGCGUGCCAUCCGAUGCUGCCGUACGUGGCUCAGGGGGCGGCGCAGGCCAUUGAAGAUGCAGGCGUUCUGGCGUGUGUCUUAUCGCUGAGUGGGGAGGAUGUGGAUAUUCCGACGAGGUUGAAGGUGUACGAGAUAAUUAGGAAGGAGAGGGCGGAGAAGAUCCAGAAUAGCGCAGCGGAAACCCGGCUCGCGCUGCAUCUACCUGACGGAGAGAAGCAGAGGCAGCGUGAUGAGGCUAUCAAAUCUGGAGGAAAGAACCCAGAUCUUUGGGCCGAUAAAAGCUGGCAGCAAUUCAUGUGGGGAACGGAUGUGAUGGAGCAGACGGUUGAUGGUUGGAACGACUUGGUUCGCCAGGCUUCUGAAGCUUCUCUGAGAAACGUCAGACCUUCUGUUUUCUAA
Penicillium brasilianum is the source of this 1359-nucleotide messenger RNA. NCBI's taxonomy places the organism in Eukaryota, Fungi, Ascomycota, Eurotiomycetes, Eurotiales, Aspergillaceae. The record is from the annotation of a GenBank genome assembly.